ACGUUUCCAGGGUCGCACCCCAGCCCACUCCCUGCCAUUCCCGCAUGUCUCCAGGCCCGCAGCAUUCCCCGCCAUGCCCACACGCUCCCAGCGCCUCCCCCCGCGCUCCCCUCAGGCUCGCUGCCGGCGCCUGCGCGCGCCUGCGCCGCGCUCCGCCAUGGCGGCCUGGACGUGCUGCCGGGUGGCCGCCGUGUCCUGCCUGGUGCUCUGCGUCUCCCUGCUCCUGCCGCGCACCUUCCUGCCCCGGGCCGGCGGCAGGCAGGAGCCCGGCGCCGCGCCGCCCGAGGGGAAGCUCAGUCGCUUUCCACCGAGGAUGCAUUCCCACGCCACUCCCGAUGGCAGAGCUGUCCCUCAUUUUCCAAGGUCUCACCUUACUGAAGCAGUUGCCAAGGCCAAGGCAGGUGGAGGUGGCAGUGGAAGCACUGGUGGAAGUGGAAGAGGUCUUGUGGGACAGAUUAUCCCUAUAUAUGGAUUUGGCAUCUUCUUAUAUAUUCUGUACAUUUUAUUUAAGCUGGCUUCCAAAGGAAGAACUACUCCUGCGGAGAGGAAAUGCCCCCCUGCUACACCUGGGAACAUGAAGAGGAAAAUCACUGACUAUGAGCUCACUCAACUCCAGGAAAGACUGAGAGAGACAGAAGAAGCAAUGGAAAAAUUAAUCAACAGAGUAGGACCUACAUAUGACAGCAGGACUCAAAAUGUUACAACAGACCAGGAAAAAAUGUUACUUCAACAACUCAGAGAAAUUACCAGAGUUAUGAAAGAAGGAAAAUUCAUAGAUGACAUCUCUCCUGAGAAGGAAGCUGAGGAAGCUCCAUACAUGGCAGAUUGGGAAGGUUAUCCAGAAGAGACCUAUCCUGUCUACGAUAAUUCCGAUUGCUUCAAGCGCAAGCAGGACACAAUCCUUGUGGAUUACCCUGACCUGAGCCAGCCCUCUCCAGAAGAGCUGGCAGAAAGAAUGGAGGGCAUGGAAGAUGAGGAGUAUCCUUACAAUGAAACCCUGCUGAGUGAUCUCACCAUGGGAACGGGUGGUCAGGAUUUAAUGCAGAAAAAGGAUGAUGUAACUCUCGUCAAGGAGGAGAAGACUGACCUUCCUCCCAGCCAGAGCACUGGGGAGUGCUGCUGUUGCUGUGAUGAUGAUCCUGCUGUCAUAGCAGAGAAUGCUGGAUUCCACUCUGAGAGCUGCAGUGAAGCAGAAGAUGCAAGCCAAGAGGACCUGUCCGUGGAGUCAGAAAAUGAAAAUGCUGCACUGGACCAGCAAAAGAGCAGUGAUUCAGAGCAGACAGGCACACUGAGAAAGCGCAACACCAAAGUACUUGAUUGAUGGGGACAACCAUCUGGAUGGUAAAG
Passer montanus (Eurasian tree sparrow) is the source of this 1347-nucleotide messenger RNA. It is a transcript of the gene RIC3, whose product is annotated as RIC3 acetylcholine receptor chaperone. Gene Ontology annotation, biological process: protein localization to cell surface; synaptic transmission, cholinergic. The coding region runs from base 74 to 1321 and encodes 415 amino acids. Lineage: Eukaryota; Metazoa; Chordata; Aves; Passeriformes; Passeridae. The record is from RefSeq and is a predicted model, not a curated record. The transcript has 6 exons. Gene Ontology annotation, cellular component: intracellular membrane-bounded organelle; neuron projection; neuronal cell body.